ACCUGGCCCCGGGCUCUGUGGGGCUCCUGUCUCGGUCAGGGUCUGAGCAGCACGCAGUGGGACCUGGCCCCGUGCUCUGUGGGGCCCCUGUCUCGGUCAGGGUCCAUGCAUCGCCUGGCACAACAGAGGCCCUACCCUGCUCUCAGUCAAGAUUAGCUGGGCAUAGUAAGGACUGAUUUCAGUUUGGGUCUUGGGACCCUACUCUAAACGAGUGCACUGAAGUAGGUGUCUGCUUCCCUCUAGUGGUAGCUUGAUAUGAUGGGCCGUGUUAGUCUGGAUCAGCAAAAUCAAUGAGGGGUCCUUGUAAUAUUAAAGUGCCAAUAGGCCAGCCCCAGCCUCUCCGCGCAGAGUCCCUCACAGUGGCAAGGUGGUGAUCUGAAAAGGGGGCCAGCCGAAUGCUGGAGGAGUGGGCCCAUGAAAGGUGGAGACGUGACAAGUAAAUGCGGUCCAGCCUGGAGUGGCACCUCUGUGUGUCUAUAAACAAGAUUGUUGAUGAGAUUUAGUUUCUGGCUAAAUUGUGCCUGCCACCCUCAUGGGUUAAGUCUGCCCGGGGGGUGCAGAGAGGAGGGUUAGUUGCUAAGAGCCACUGCACAGGAUGUAGCGCUGGUUUGCGAGGAUCUUUCCAUGCAAGCAGCUCGCUGUUAGGGCUCCAGUGCACACACCACGUGCUUGUGCUGCAAACUUGUUCAGGGCCUUGGGUUAAGGGGAGAGGAAAGGUUUGCAAAGGUAGCUGGGGGGUGCUGGGAUGGAGGCACUGGCCUGGGAUUGUGGAAGCUGGUUUCAUCCUGGCUAGGGAAAAAAGGUGCUGGCUUUCUGUCUGGCUGUGGGAGAGGAGGGGAUACAGUGGCUAAAGCAGGGGGGCUGGAAGUCAGGACUCCUGGGUUUCAUCCCCAGCUCAGGGAGGGGAGCGGUGUCUAGGGUUUCAGAGGUUAAGGGCAGACAGCAUCAUUAGAUCAUCUAGUCUGACCUUCUGAAUAUCCCAGGACAUUAAACUUCACCCAGACAGUCGUAGGUUGAGUCCAAUGACUUUAGCAUUUCCACCUCGAGCUUAAGGCAGUGGAGGGCAAACUAUGGCCCGCGGAUCUAGCCUGCCAGCCAUUUUAAGCCGGUCCUUGAGUUCCUGCUGGGGAGUGAGGUCUGAGGCUUGCCUCGCUCUGGCAUUCCAGCUGGGGAGCAGAGUCGGGUGCUGCACCAUGCAGCUCCCGGAAGCCACGGCACAGCACCCCUCCAGUUCCUAUGUGCACCAGUGGCCCACUCUGGCACUUCAAUGGGAGCUGCAAGGGCGUUGCCUGCGGACCAGACAGCGUGCAGAGGGGGCUGCGCCUCCACAUAGGAGCCGGAGAUGGGACAUGGCACUGCUUCCGGGAGCCGCUUGAGAUGUGAGCCCCAUGCAGAGAACAGGAGAGAACCAGGAUCUCUGGCAUUAUGUUUGGCUUGAUUAGGUAAGACCAUGAUGAGCACAACAGCCGCCUCAUGCCUCAUGCUGCAGAGGAGAGCAAAAGGUCCCUGCCACUGUGACCGGGGCGAGGGGGGGAGAGAAUUCCUGCCCGCUGCCACAUCAGGUGAUCAGCUGGACCCUGAACAAGACUCACCCUACAGCCAUCUACAACAGAGAAACGUCAGAGCGCAGGCCCCAUUACCUGUUAUCCCUACUCCAGCUGUAGGUGAUCCCUGAUGCUUCAGAGGAAAGCCAAAAAGCACCCCCAUCCCCGAUUGCAGUUGUGCCUCCACGAGUUGGGUGCCUCCAUUGUUGUAAGGAUCUGCGUCCAAAUGCCUCCCGAGCCCUGUACAGUCCCUGCGCGCUCUACUCACCAUGCCCGUGGAGGAGUUUGUGGCUGGCUGGAUUUCAGGAGCUGUGGGGCUGGCCUUGGGGCACCCAGUGGACACAGUGAAGGUGCGGCUGCAGACACAGUCUGGCUAUCGGGGGAUCCUGGAUUGCAUAAUCAAAACGUACCGCAAUGAAACGGUCCUAGGCUUCUUUAAGGGGAUGAGUUUCCCACUGCUGAGCGUGGCCCUGGUUAACUCAGUGAUGUUUGGGGCCUACAGCAAUGCCCUGCUGUACCUGAGCACCACCCAUCACCACGACCGCCACACCAACCCUCCCAGCUACGCCCACGUCCUCACCGCUGGCAGCUUCUCCGGCCUGAUGCAGGCGGUGGUCCUGGCUCCUGUUGACCUGAUCAAAGUUCGGCUACAGAACCAGCUUCACCCCUAUGGACUAAGGAGUCUAGCGGGGACCUCUGGAGCCCAGUACCGGGGCCCAGUGCACUGUGGUGCCAGCAUAUUCCGCGAGGAGGGGGUAAUGGGCCUGUUCCGGGGCACCCAGGCCCUGGUGCUGUGAGAUACACCCACUUUGGCCAUCUACUUCCUCACCUACACCAGCCUCUGCCAGGCCAUGACAGUGCAGGGGCGAGAACCAGGGCCAAUGACAGUUCUUGUAGCUGGGGGCUGUGCUGGCACCAUCUCCUGGGUCGUAGCCACGCCCCUGGACGUGAUCAAGGCCCGGCUCCAGAUGGACGGGGUGAAGGGAGUGUCCUACUGCGGGGUCUGGGAUUGCAUCCGCAUCAGUGUUCGGCGUGAGGGACCCCAGGUGUUCCUAAAGGGCCUUACCCUGAACAUUAUCCGUGCCUUCCCUGUCAACGCGGUGACCUUCCUGAGCUACGAGAACAUCCUGAAACUCAUCUGCUGAGCCCCACCCUGCUCCCUGCAGCAUCAUGCAUUGAGGGGCCAGCGCUGACUGCCAGGGGAAAAUGCCCCCAACUGAGCCCCCCUGCCCAGCUCUGUGUAACAGAGCACCCCCUAGCAUUGUGCUGGGGGGAGAGAUAGCACAGUGGUUUGGCAUUGGCCUGCUAAACCCAGGGUUGUGAGUUCAAUCCUUGAGG
Messenger RNA from Gopherus evgoodei (Goodes thornscrub tortoise), 2882 nucleotides. RefSeq names its product solute carrier family 25 member 45 (gene SLC25A45). Gene Ontology annotation, molecular function: transmembrane transporter activity. Gene Ontology annotation, biological process: transmembrane transport. The transcript is spliced from 8 exons. Lineage: Eukaryota; Metazoa; Chordata; Testudines; Testudinidae. The record is from RefSeq and is a predicted model, not a curated record. Gene Ontology annotation, cellular component: mitochondrion.